Molecule: messenger RNA, 776 nt
Organism: Tripterygium wilfordii
Lineage: Eukaryota; Viridiplantae; Streptophyta; Magnoliopsida; Celastrales; Celastraceae
Product: iron-sulfur assembly protein IscA, chloroplastic-like
Exons: 3
Coding region: 102-629 (175 amino acids)
Biological process (GO): iron-sulfur cluster assembly
Cellular component (GO): chloroplast stroma
Molecular function (GO): protein-macromolecule adaptor activity; iron-sulfur cluster binding
Source: RefSeq, a predicted model, not a curated record
CCAAAACAAUAUUCGUCGUCGCUCGGAACAAGACAAGGCGCUGUUCGACCUUCGCAAAGAAUGCGACAUUGAUUUUAUUUUCCCUUCAGAGUUCCUUUGCAAUGGCGUUCUCUGCAGCAGCAACGAAUUGGCUCCCUCAGUCUCUCCUUCGCAUACCGAGUAGCUCAAAAUCGGUUCUUUCACCUCAAAAUUCGGUUUCGUUUCGAUCCUCGAAAUCAAAUCUCUGCCGUAGAAAACCUAUCUCUAUCCGAUCAACUUCAGCUCCAGCUGGUCCUACAUCUGAAGGACUUAAACCUGCAAUUUCCCUGACCGAUAAUGCCCUGAAGCACCUGAAUAAGAUGAGGUCUGAGCGUAAUGAGGAUUUAUGCCUACGAAUUGGUGUGAAACAAGGUGGAUGUUCCGGUAUGUCGUACACAAUGGACUUUGAGAAUACGGCAAAUGCGAGACCUGAUGACUCCUUCAUUGAAUAUAAUGGUUUUGUUAUUGUUUGUGAUCCAAAAAGCCUCCUUUUCAUAUAUGGAAUGCAAUUGGAUUACAGCGACGCCCUCAUUGGUGGAGGCUUCUCUUUCAAGAACCCAAAUGCUUCGCAAACAUGUGGUUGUGGUAAAUCCUUUGCAGCAGAGAUGUAGAAGUAUGUAUACAGUACAGCCGAAGAGAUCUACAAGGGAUGUUUCCUCUUCUGUUCAUUAGCUGUCGUAUAUAUGACAUGAACUUUAAAAAAUAAUCUUUAUUGACUUGAUUUAUAGUACUUAUGCUGCUUUUCAUGCUUUUUUCUA